This is a messenger RNA of Owenia fusiformis, 976 nucleotides long. Lineage: Eukaryota; Metazoa; Annelida; Polychaeta; Sabellida; Oweniidae. The record is from the annotation of a GenBank genome assembly.
GGAGUAAGAAAUUUUCUUUGGUAAAGCGAAACAUAUGAGUGAAAAAUAAAUUGUGUGGGUUUCUUAGUGUUUCUAUGCAAAAUGGCACGCUCCGUCACAGCGAACAAAUUUUUCGAUACCAGCCUGUGAAUUAUAUACAGGAUUUGUUAACAUCUCCUAUUCCUUCCCCCAAGUUGGUUUACAUAAUUAAAUAUUGCUUUGUCAGAGAAAUUCCCGAAAUAUCAGAAAAUAUGAACUGUUUCAUAAAAAGCACUAGUACAUACAAAUUUCCCUCUCUCACUCAAAAGGUGCAAUGCGCAUGCUCAUUAGCUAGGAUUACAAAAAGUGCGAGGCUGCAUGUGCAUGACAUCAUUAAAAUGGCAGCGUCCAUGAAAAGUUUUUUAAAAGUUGAUAAACAUGCAGAAUACAGUGAAACUAGUAUUGUCGCGUAAGGAUGUGAAUACAAUAAGAUAUAGAAAGUUACUGAGCAUGAAAACUUGCUGUAAAUAAAGUCUGAAAAGAUUGCUAAGUCUAGAUAUGGCACCUAAAAUGAUGGUUUUGAAAAUUGAAUGAAAUAUUUAAGAAGUUAAAUAGACCAAGAGGUAAAAAACAAUGAAAAAACAAGAAAGAAAACAAAGUUGUUAUGAUAUUUAUAUAUAACAUUGAAUGCUAGUACCCUCAAUUACUACACUAUCCCCCUCUAAAAACUUUGUCUCGAAGUGCUUAAACAGUUAGGUUUUGCUUGGUAAGAUUCAUCUCUCAGUUAUUCAAAAUGCCAAUGUCUAGGUGCUCGUAGAGUUCAUAAUUCUAAGUGUUCAUAAUUAGUGUUCACAGAGUUUUGCAGUUUUAUCUUGUGGUACCCAGUCUCCCAUGUUGUUGGCUCUUUCUUCAAGGGGAGUGGAUUUACAUCUUCUUGGAGGACCACCUUCUGGUUGAUGGUGCUGGUCUUCAUUCUCCAAGUUACUUCUGUGGGACCGUCUAGCCACCUUACCGAGCC